Molecule: messenger RNA, 4820 nt
Organism: Rana temporaria (common frog)
Lineage: Eukaryota; Metazoa; Chordata; Amphibia; Anura; Ranidae
Gene: ADAMTS19
Product: ADAM metallopeptidase with thrombospondin type 1 motif 19
Exons: 23
Coding region: 556-4176 (1206 amino acids)
Biological process (GO): extracellular matrix organization; proteolysis
Cellular component (GO): extracellular matrix
Molecular function (GO): metalloendopeptidase activity
Source: RefSeq, a predicted model, not a curated record
CUAGUUAGUUACAGCUCUCUCCCUACUUCUUCUCCUCCCCUCCUGCUGCUCUUAUAGCUGUGUGAGGCAGAGAUAAUGUGUGCAGUAUUCAGAACAGCAUGUGCAUGUGUGUGAGUGCAAGGGAGAUCUGAUCUCUUUCCCUCUUUUGUCUGCUUUGCAGCUGCUUUAUAUUUCUCCCUUCCUGCACAGAAACUCUUUUUACUUUCAUCUGCCUCCCAAUCCAGUGGGCUCCUUUUAGUAAGAAGCUCAUGCUUGAUUGUACUUAUAAAGGGAUCUUAUUUGCACCAAUAACACUUAAAAAAAAAAAUAACAAAAAAAAAAACAGUCUUUUACUGCUGAAGGAAUAUUUGAUCCCAAAGUCAUAAUUUUCCCUUUUUUGCCCCCCUUCAAUAAAUCCACACAGGCGACGGUGGAAAGAAAAAAAAAAAGCAAAGUUGUUCCCUGGGCAGUGAUUCACUAACUUUGCUGGAAAAAAACUAGGGAAAGCAAGCAACACACAUUGGCAGAUUUAAGGCAUUUUCAGCGUCUGCUCCAUGUGUUUAGACCAUUAAGUGGAUGGGGCAAGAAAAAGGGAUGGGACUGCACUGCAACCGCUGCCUUGUCUAUCUGUUCUUGUGUAUCGUGUCAUGUAAGAUCUGCACAGGUCUGGGCUUGCCCUUCCAAUGGGAUGAGGAAUCAGAGGUGGUUUUUCCAACAGUCUGGGGCUCUCAGGAGUUGAGACAAGUACGACAAGGAGGAAAGAAUGUUGUGGGACUGGAAAUUCCUGAACCUUAUAGAAACCACAGUACUGAGGAUCUACCAAAUAACCAGGCUGUUAGUUCAAGAGAGGUACGAUCCGUAUCCUCUUCAUCUACUCCCACUUUCUUUCACCAGCAAAUGGAUCAAGAAGAAGAGAAUUAUUAUGAACAUGACUCUCAUGAGUUUUAUCACUUUUCUCCAUUUCCUUGGUUUUCUGGAACAAAUAACAAAAAUACAUCUCCUCCAAGUAUGUCAGACGCAUCAUCACUUUCAUAUCCUCCUCAGGACAAGCCCACUAGUUCUUCACAACAAUCAGUGGAUGGUAGCGGAAAACUGAAAAUAAAGAUCUCUGCCUUUGGGAGGGAAUUGUAUUUACUACUGAAGAGGGAUAAUCACUUUUUGUCUCCAGGAUUUGUGGUGGAGGAAAGAAGGAGGGAGAAGAGGGAGUUUUUAAAUACUGGAGAUAUUGACAGAAACUGUUACUAUAGCGGUACUGUUCUCCGCCAUCGUGGCUCAUUUGCUUCCUUCAGCAUAUGUGGUGGAUUGAUGGGCUUUAUACAGAUUAAUGAUGAGUUCAUAUACAUUGAACCUGUAAAUCAGACACACACUGCAGAUGGCCACGCGCAUCGAGUUUACAGGAGAAAAAGAACCGCAGAAGAAAAAGCAACAGAAAAUAAAACUUCACAUUAUCCAUAUUGUGGAGUAGCAGAAAAAAGAAAAGCUAAGAACUACAAAGUUUCAGAGACUGGAAGGGGAAAGAGAUACUCUUUCAAGCAAAACCAGGAAUAUAACAUAGAGACAGUUGUAGUUGCUGAUCCCGCUAUGGUUUCCUAUCAUGGAGCAGAGGCAACUAGAAAAUUUAUUCUCACUAUCCUAAACAUGGUAUACAACCUAUUUCAGCACAAAAGUUUAGGAGUACAAAUUAAUCUCCGGGUUACAAAACUAGUUCUUCUCCAUGAAACACCGGCAGAUAUGUAUAUAGGACACCAUGGGGAAAAGAUGUUGGAGAGCUUUUGUAAAUGGCAGCUUGAUGAAUUUGGGAAAAAAAAUGAUGUCCACAUGGAAAUGUCUACAAGCUGGACAGAAGAAUAUUCGGCUGUAGAUGCUGCAGUUCUUAUAACAAGGACGGAUUUCUGUGUCCAUAAAGAUGAACCAUGUGAUACAGUUGGUAUUGCAUAUCUAAAUGGAAUGUGCAGUGAUAAGAGAAAAUGCAUAAUCGCGGAAGAUAAUGGGCUAAACCUUGCUUUUACUAUUGCUCAUGAGAUGGGUCAUAACAUGGGUAUCAAUCACGACAAUGACCACCCAUCCUGUGCAGACGGCCUUCACAUUAUGUCAGGAGAAUGGAUCAAGGGGCAGAAUCUGGGAGAUGUUUCAUGGUCCAGAUGUAGUCGAGAAGACCUUGAAAGAUUUCUAAGGUCAAAAUCCAGUAACUGUUUGCUACAGACAAAUCCCCAAAGCAUCAGCUCUGUCAUUAUUCCUUCCAAGCUGCCAGGCAUGACGUAUACAGCAGAUGAACAAUGUCAAAUUCUCUUUGGACCGACAGCAUCCUUUUGUCAAGAAAUGCAGCAUGUCAUUUGUACAGGACUUUGGUGCAAGCUGGAGGGGGAUAAAGAGUGUAGAACAAGAAUGGAUCCUCCGAUGGAUGGAACAGAAUGCAGCACAGAAAAGUGGUGUAGAGUUGGAGAAUGCACCAGCAUGACUUCAUCCUCAGAACACUUGUCUGGAGAAUGGAGUUCUUGGAGUACUUGCAGUAGAACGUGUGGCACAGGAGUUCGAAGUAGGCAACCAAAAUGUGUAAGCCAGAGCACUGAGGGACGUCAAUGUAAUGAUCCGAAAUUCCAGUAUAAAAUAUGUGAGAAUCCAAGAUGUCCUCCUGGAGUCCCUGAAUUUAGAGACUGGCAAUGUCAGACCUUCAGCUUCAGAUCCUCCUACCCUAACCAUAAACAUCGCUGGCAUGCUGUCAUUAAUGAAGAGAAACCUUGCACACUGUUCUGUUCUGCCCUUGGAAAAGACCAGCCUGUCCUGGUGGCAGAGAAAACUUUGGAUGGAACUUCCUGUGGACAGAAUGGGCUGGAUAUGUGCUCCAAUGGAAGGUGCCAGAAAGUUGGCUGUGAUGGAAUAUUGGGCUCUUUAUCCAGGGAAGAUCAUUGUGGUGUAUGCAAUGGCAAUGGGAAAUCAUGCCGUGUUAUUAAAGGAGACUUCAAUCACACAAGAGGAGCAGGAUACGUGGAGGCCCUGGUGAUACCAGCUGGUGCAAGAAGAAUCAAAGUAGUGGAGGAGAUACCAUCUCAUAGUUAUCUAGCUUUGAGGGAUACUGGCAAACAGUCUAUUAAUGAUGACUGGAAGAUUGAAGAACCUGGAACUUUUCACAUGGCUGGUACAACCGUUAACUACAUAAGACGAGGACUCUGGGAGAAGAUUUCAGCAAAAGGGCCUACAACCUCUCCUCUUCAUCUUCUGGUGCUGCUAUUUCAUGACCAGAAUUACGGUCUCCAUUAUGAAUAUACAAUACCACUGGAUCCGGUUCCGGAGAACCGCAGCGCAAAAGGGAAUGAGCCUUUAUACAUGUGGACACACUCAGGGUGGGAAGACUGUGACGCUGUGUGUGGAGGAGGGGAAAGAAAAACAACUGUGUCUUGUACCAAAAUUUUGAACAAAAAUAUAACUAUUGUGGAUAACUCCUACUGUAAAGACUUAAUGAAGCCAGAACCACAAAUUAGAAAGUGCAAUGAACAGCCUUGUCAAACAAGAUGGAUGAUGACAGAAUGGAGUCCAUGUUCAAAAACCUGUGGUAAAGGAACUCAGAGCCGGCAGACAGCAUGCACACAACAGCUCAGAAAUGGAACUCUGAUCACAGCUCGAGAAAAAGACUGCCCUGGACAUAAGCCUGCAUCAACCCAGCGCUGUGAGGGCCAGGACUGUAUGACAGUGUGGGAGGCCGGAGUGUGGUCUGAGUGCUCCUUGAAGUGUGGUAAGGGUGUAAGACAUCGAACUAUUAGAUGCACAAAUCCUCGAAAGAAAUGCAUGAUAUCCACAAGACCAAAAGAAAUGGAAGACUGUGAAGAUUACUCCAAGUGUUACAUAUGGAGGACGGGAGACUGGUCUAAGUGUUCCGUGACUUGUGGAAAAGGCAUGCAAUCAAGAGUAAUUCAAUGCAUGCACAAAAUUACUGGAAGGCAUGGAAAUGAAUGUUUUUCAUCUGAAAAACCAGCAGCCUAUAGACCAUGUCAUCUACAAGCCUGCAAUGAAAAAGUAAAUGUUAACACAAUAACGUCUCCAAGACUUGCUGCUUUAACCUUCAAGUGUCUACAAGACCAGUGGCCAGUUUAUUGCAAAGUUAUACGGGAGAAGAAUCUAUGUCAAGACAUGAGAUGGUACCAGCGCUGCUGUGAAACAUGCAGGGACUUUUAUGCUCAGAAAAUGCAACACCGGAGUUGACCUUAGUUUUGACACAUUUAAUAAUGUUACAAUACGUAAAGAAACCCACAUCUCUAGCAUAACGCAACCAAAAUAUUUCAGAUUUCAUAUAAUUUAAUCAAUUUAAUUUAUUAUUUUUUUCACGUUACGCAUCACACUUGCUUUUUCACAUCACACAUUUCUGCUAUGUAACCUACAUUUUUGCAAGUCAGAAACAUAUUUAUGCUUUUAUAAAAAUAAAAAAUAAAUCUCCUGGGUCACUUAUGAAUGGAAAAGCUCAUGCAAAGGUGCUUAACAUUGUAUUGUUACUUGUCAGAGACAAUGCAAAGUGAAGACACCCCUGUGUCUACUAUACAUAAAGGCAGCUGAUCUAUCUGUGAACAAUCAGACCUUCAGGAUACUAGUCUUUCAUGAGACAUGCCAGUCCACUGUUCAAUGUAUGUAAGCUCCCUAUUAAAGUAAAACUUUAGGCAAAACUUAUUUUUUUCUUUUAACUUUGGACAGAGUAAGGGAAUGGACCCCUGUCCAUUUUUUUUUUUUUGCAAUCUAUAUCCCAUUGGGGAGAUUUACCUUCACUUUUUGUCUCUAAAGCCUCAUCACACGGAUGGACCGUUCAGGUCCGCCUGUCAGUUUUGACGGCGGACCUGAACGGCCGCUCCAUGCAU